AAAAAACUUGCCGAAAGAAAGUGCUGUGGUAUGAUUUGGUAUUCGAGCACCGCGGAGCAUCUGGCAUUUUUUGGCGUUCCGGCUGCGUUCACACUGACCUCCGUAAGGUUAUCGGCGUAAUUUUGUAAAUUCUCGACCUUACCGUACCUCGACUCGGUUUCGUUAGUCAAAAUUCCAACUGCCGCGCCGCCGAAAGACCCAGUACACCCACGCGCGCCGCCACACCAGGACUUGGACAAGGAUUCUACGGGGAGACCAACGAGAAAGGACGAAAAUGCUGCGCUCCCUUGCAACAACACGAAACGAAAUCGGGGCCCUGCGCUCCGUGCUCCUGCGAUCGAAUAACGCCACCUACCUCCGCCGAUCCGGCGGAAAUGUGGGAGUGCGCGCCCUCAGCUGCCAGCUGAUCAACUCCCGGAAUCUCCAGAACAUUAGGUCCAAACUUACCACUAGCCAACCCCUGGCGGGAUGGAGCUACAACUUCGCCCGUGCCUACGCCAGCCUUCCGGAACACAUCAGGGUGCCACUGCCGGCGCUUUCGCCCACCAUGGAGCGCGGCUCGAUUGUCAGCUGGGAGAAGAAGGAGGGCGACCAACUCAACGAAGGUGACCUGCUGUGCGAGAUUGAGACGGACAAGGCCACCAUGGGCUUCGAGACGCCCGAGGAGGGCUACCUGGCCAAGAUCCUCAUCCAGAACGGCACCAAGGACGUGCCCGUGGGUCAGCUGCUGUGCAUAAUUGUGCCAGACCAGGCCAGCGUGGCUGCCUUCGCGGACUUCAAGGACGAUGGCGCAGGCGCAGCCCCUGCUGCUCCGGCAGCCGCUCCAGCUCCAGCUCCGGCGCCAGCGGCUGCAGCACCGCCUCCGCCUCCGGCUCCAGUUGCCGCUGUGCCCGCUCCAGCUCCAGCGGCUGCUCCAGCAGCAGCAGGUACGGGCCGUGUGUAUGCCAGUCCGAUGGCCAAGCGACUAGCCGAGGCACAACAGCUGCGUCUACAAGGCAAGGGCAGUGGAGUCCAUGGCUCAAUUAAAUCUGGUGAUCUUGCAGGCCAGCAAGCGGCACCCAAGCCAUCUGCUGCAGCACCUGCCAAGGCCCCGAGGGCAGCCGGAGCCCGCUUCGAGGACAUCCCGGUGACUAACAUGCGGGCGGUGAUCGCCAAGCGUCUGUUGGAGUCCAAGACUCAACUGCCCCAUUACUACGUCACCGUCAAUUGCCAAGUGGAUAAGCUCCUGAAGUUCCGCGCCAAGGUGAACAAGAAGUACGAGAAGCAGGGAGCCCGCGUCUCAGUCAACGACUUUAUCAUCAAGGCCGUGGCCAUAGCCAGUCUGAAAGUGCCUGAGGCUAACUCUGCCUGGAUGGACACAGUCAUCCGGCAGUACGACGACGUCGAUGUUUCAGUCGCCGUCUCCACGGACAAGGGCCUGAUUACCCCCAUUGUCUUCAAUGCCGACCGCAAGGGAGUCCUGGAGAUCUCCAAGGAUGUCAAGGCGCUGGCAGCCAAGGCACGCGACAACAAGCUGCAGCCCCACGAAUUCCAGGGUGGCACCAUCUCGGUCUCCAACCUGGGCAUGUUCGGCGUAAACCAGUUCGCUGCCGUGAUUAACCCUCCGCAAUCGUGCAUCCUCGCCAUUGGCACCACAACGAAACAGCUGGUGGCGGAUCCUGAUAGUCCCAAGGGUUUCAAGGAGGUCAACAUUCUGACGGUUACCCUCAGCGCUGAUCACCGUGUGGUAGAUGGUGCUGUUGCUGCCAGAUGGCUGCAGCACUUCCGAGACUACCUGGAGGAUCCGGCCAACAUGGUCUUGUAAACGGACUGGCACGACCCAUCACAUUUAGAGACUCCAACGAAAACAAAAAAGGAUAACAAAAUUAGGAACCUCUCUUUAAGCGAGGAGUUUCGCUCGACAUAAAUUAUGUGGAUGUGUGGAUUCUAAUCGGUGUUGCAUAUGUAAAGUUUUAAAUUGGAUUUAAUUCAUCCCAUUUUAUCACUUAUAUAUAUAUAAAUUUAAUUGUGUAAUAUUUGAUGUAGUUAAUAAUGGUCGCUACCGUUGCCAUGAUUGUAGAAAGAAGACACAAAAUACUUGAAUGAUAUUCGAAUUAACCACUCACAGAGCUGUAAAUUUCCGUUUGACAUGCAAAACGUUUUGUAUGCUUUGUUCGCAUAUGUUGAUCAUGAGGGAGUAUGAAAAUGGAAGUAGUUGAAAGUCCAAAGACGCGUUGAAUAAACCUAAAACACACUCACAUGAACUAGCCAAUUCAUAAAAAACAA
Drosophila biarmipes is the source of this 2265-nucleotide messenger RNA. It is a transcript of the gene muc, whose product is annotated as dihydrolipoyllysine-residue acetyltransferase component of pyruvate dehydrogenase complex, mitochondrial. The transcript is spliced from 7 exons. Gene Ontology annotation, molecular function: dihydrolipoyllysine-residue acetyltransferase activity. Gene Ontology annotation, biological process: pyruvate decarboxylation to acetyl-CoA. Gene Ontology annotation, cellular component: pyruvate dehydrogenase complex. The record is from RefSeq and is a predicted model, not a curated record. The coding region runs from base 275 to 1804 and encodes 509 amino acids. NCBI's taxonomy places the organism in Eukaryota, Metazoa, Arthropoda, Insecta, Diptera, Drosophilidae.